Messenger RNA from Dibothriocephalus latus, 438 nucleotides. The record is from the annotation of a GenBank genome assembly. NCBI's taxonomy places the organism in Eukaryota, Metazoa, Platyhelminthes, Cestoda, Diphyllobothriidea, Diphyllobothriidae.
AUGUCGGGGAAAUGUGGUGCAUUUUCUGCGGAGCUGUCUCAUAACCAAGAAGACCUGCUUGGAAUAGGUGAGGCUUUUCUUCAACGGGCCGUCGAUUUUGAGACCCUCUACGUGGAGUUCUGCAUCAAACACUCAAAGUCCAUUCAGGCUCUGGAGAAGGAGAGUCAGUUGCAGACUGAGCUAUGGUCCGACAUCCUCACCUGCCAAACUGCGCUGGGACACAUAUUGCCACUGGCCACGUACUUAUUGAAACCGGUGCAACGCGUUCUCAAGUACCAGUUGCUGUUGCAGGUAAUUCAACUUCAUUUCUAUCUCCUAGCCAGUUUCUUCAUCAGUAGGGAAGAAGGAAGCUGUUCGAUCGCCCGUGCCAUUUUUUCGAAAUCGUGUAAGAGUACAUCAUCCAUUGGCAACAAAACGAGCACCAUUUAUAGGGAGUAA